This is a messenger RNA of Vespula vulgaris, 1373 nucleotides long. Its product is annotated as GPN-loop GTPase 3. The record is from RefSeq and is a predicted model, not a curated record. The transcript has 3 exons. Gene Ontology annotation, molecular function: GTPase activity. The coding region runs from base 484 to 1326 and encodes 280 amino acids. Lineage: Eukaryota; Metazoa; Arthropoda; Insecta; Hymenoptera; Vespidae.
GAUUCGACGUUCUCUCGUUCGUAUACAAAAGAAGACUAACUCGAUAAGCGUUAAAGUUAAUCCGAAGCUCGAAUAUGUUUAUAUUACACGAGGCCAAUAAUCCCGAAAUCAACAUUUUUUAUUAUUGAAAUUUUUAAUUAUAAUUAUUUUAAGUAUUUCGUACGUUAUCAUUUUUAUAACGUUAAACAAAUAAACUAUUGUUUAAAUAUUAAAUGCAAAAAGAAUAAUUAAUGACUACGUCCGUUUACAUCGACGCAAUAAAUAACGAACUAACUGAAUCAGAUUAUUAGAUACUAUAGUUUGACGCUAGUGUAUAGUGAUAUGUAGGGUGAUGAUACAUGAGAGAAGUGAACUAACCUUAACAUAAACUGACAUAACCUUAACAUUUAGUUGUGUCUUACGGUGUACGAAGGCUACGAAGGGGAAAUAAUUUUUAAAUAUAAAUUUAUAUUUUUGUAUGUAACAAAUUUUACUCUUAUCAAAAUGAGGUAUGCGCAACUUGUUAUGGGACCUGCCGGGAGUGGAAAGUCUACGUAUUGUUCUACCAUACAACAGCAUGCAGCGGAUGACAGAAAAUUGGUAGAAAUAGUAAAUUUAGAUCCUGCAGCAGAAUAUUUUGAAUAUGAACCUCUUAUUGACAUAAGAGAAUUGAUUCAAUUAGAUGAUGCCAUGGAGGAUGAUGAAUUAAAAUUUGGACCCAACGGUGGUCUUGUAUUUUGUAUGGAAUAUUUAGUAGAAAAUUCAACUUGGUUAGAAGAAAAAUUAGGCGACGCAGACGAUGAUUAUAUUAUUUUUGAUUGUCCUGGUCAAAUUGAGCUUUAUACGCAUAUGACGGUUAUGCGUCAGUUAAUAACAAUGUUACAAAACAUGAAUUUUCGUAUAUGUGGAAUAUUUAUAGUGGACAGUCAAUUUAUGGUCGAUGGGUCAAAGUUUUUAUCAGGUACUAUGGCAGCUUUAAGCGUUAUGAUAAAUCUAGAAAUACCACAUGUUAAUAUAUUAAGUAAAAUGGACUUGUUGUCAAAGAGUGCAAAAAAACAAUUAGAUAAAUACUUAGAACCUGAUCCGCAUAGUUUAUUAUCUAAUAUGCAAAAUGAUCCAUGGAAUGAAAAAUAUCGUAAUCUCACAGAAGCUGUAGGUAGACUCAUUGAAGAUUAUAGUUUAGUUCGUUUUUAUCCUCUGAAUAUUAAAGAUGAAGAAAGUAUUGCUGAUAUAAAAUUAACAAUUGAUAAUAUUAUUCAAUAUGGAGAAGAUGCAGAUGUUAAAAUUAGGGAUUUUGAUGAACCUUGUAACGACGACGACGAUGCAAAUGACACAAAUUAUGGUUGAAAAAAUCCUGCAUGAUGUAUAUUUUAAUAAACUGUUUUCUUAACGUU